GUACAAAAACAGCUUCAUGGUUUUAUGGUGGUAGGCGGUGUGAUGUUUGGUUACUCUGACACAGCCAUACGGGUCUGGACUCCAGUCUACUUACCGCUGACCACCUCACAUACAGUAAACCUUAUAAGUACGUCUGAUGGAUGGGCAAUCAGUAUAAGCGACUGGAUAUACGAUGGUCAAGGACACAUGAGGAUAUUCGCCUGGACGUUUGAUGACCUUCCUCUCGCUGUUAUCUCAGACUCAGCAGCAACAUUUGAUUUCACCAAGAGUGUUUCAACAAAUGGUAUACUUAAUCUAGAUACAACACUGGAGCAAGUCGAGAUCCAGGUGAUGGAGGGCCCCAACCUAGGCUUUCGGUUUCCCGGAGUUGGUUCAGUCUCCAAUGACGGUUAUUUUGGACCUUAUGGCGGACUGAUUUACGCCAAGAAUGGUUCGAACCUGUUACUAUGGGCACCAGCUAUUGGCUCCCAGGGACACCUUUUUCAUCUCAGCGAACUGGGACAUUGGGGUUCAAACGAAACGUACCAGGCAACCAAUAACGUGGACAUCCUUAUUACGGUGUGGCGAGAGUACGGCCUAGAGAAUGUCACGUGUCCCAUCGAUCAGCUGAGCGUCUUUGAAACGGCGACUAAUACGGACACAGUGGUACAUGGUGUCGGGUACAACGGUAACAUAACGUUUGGAUGCAAGUACGGGUACAUGUACCGCGGGGGUAACACAUCCGCUACAUGUGACCGGUACGGGGAGUGGAACUUUCUCAACAAUGACACCAUCAGAUGUGAACUUAUUCUAUGUAACACGUCCGACCUGACAACGCCGAAUGCACAAGUCAGUAUAGUGGGAGAUUAUCGACUUGAUGACGUCGUGACGUAUGCGUGCGACGCUGGGUACGAGGUCAUUGGUGGAAACCUGUCACGUGUCUGUUUGGCGGAUGGUACUUGGAGUGGGUCGGCACCUUUAUGUCAACCUGUGGCCACAACCCAGGUAGAGGUUACAAGUUACAAGUUAACGACCACGGAAGUUCCCACAACCACAACUACAGCUGUGGUGACAACCCACAUAGAAGUAACGACAACGGAACUCCCUACAACCACAACAACAGCUUGCCCUCUCGUCGGACUGGAGGUACCCUUUGCGGAGAUGACUAUUUCUGUCACAGCAGAUACUGUGACGUACACAUGCCCGCCAAUGUACCCUCAUGUUGAGGGGGAUCUGACGCGGACUUGUAACAGGGACGGAACAUGGAGCGGGACAGCGCCUGUCUGUGAAUAUUGUGUCUGCCCGUGUUCUGACAACACCACCGUCUCUGAAGAGACGCUUCAUCAUCUCCUCAAUGAACUUAAGGAGGCCCUCACGGUUGAACCCUCCCAAACGUCUCUUGCCAUUCGGAAGAAAAUUAGUGUUUAUGAGGACCGUGCGAGUGCCAAAGGUCUCGGCGCUCUAGGUGCGACUGUACUUGUGUGUGUCGUUCUCCUAAUCAUCGUUCCUGAUAUACCCCGUAUCAUCUCCGACAUCAAGCACUGAGUACUGAAUCUCUUCACAAAUCCUUGAUAUCUGACAGACACUAGCCACCAAUAAUGAUAUUAUUUAUGCAAGCUUAGUAUUAACCUCGCCAUUUAUUCCUCUGAUCGCCGGACGGGCGCGGCCAUGAAAAUGUUGGCGAGCCACGAUAUUUGGUCUGAUACUGAAUACCAGAGACCUUGGGACGAUACAGCCAUGAACAUAUCUACCACUUCUGACAGGUCUAUCAGUAUGCUAUGGACAUCAGACAACAUCAACACCUUGAGCGCGUUCCUUCUGAUUUAUCAACCAUUAGCAAAUCUGAAAGGCCCUGAACAUGUUUAUGAGGAAUGACAUAAAUGUAACUCUAUUUAAAUCAUAUGCAUUGUGUCACUUCUCAUCAAUGAGAAAGGCCCCAAUCAAGCAUGAUAUAAUCAUGUCCACUGUUUAUAUCAUAUGUACCACUAGAUAUGUCAAUCAUAGCGGCCCUGAACAUGUUGACGCGGAGUGCAGACCUGCGGGUAUGGUGUAAGAAUUGUAGUUGUUGGCCCUAAGAGGCGACCUUAUUUUGGAAUCGUUUUUUUUUUCCAAAACAAGUUUCUUCUUCCUAAUGUCUCCAUUAACACUGCCUCAAAGUUGGUCUUUAGUUGAGCGUAACCCCUUUGAUGAAAACUUUGGGUUCUGUCCCCUUGCCGGAGUCUAUAAUAUUAGUAGUUGCUGUUCCAACUGAACGCAUAGCAUUUCGGGAGUGGUUCUCCAGUAUAAUGUGACCGGGUGGGGUGUCCUGCUGGAUGUCUUCGGCAGUAUGCUUCAUUGAGGUAACAUUGUCGACAUCAGCUCUAACUGCAGCCUCCAUCCAUCUCACACAGGGAAGGCCGUCCUUAAAUGACCAUAGCUGUUGAUAGGACGCUAAAAUACAAAGUCAGUUGGUUGGGGGGGGGGGACUAUAUGUUUCCUCCCCGUCCCUCUGUCAGUCCUCCGUUCACUCAGUUUUCUGCACAUUUCUCAGUCGUACUUCAGUAUGAGUAGCUAGUCAGAUCAGGUUCGAGUUCCAAGGGUUUGGGGGUCAAGUUCAAGGUCACUGUAGCUAUUUAUAUCAGGGGCCAGUUGGGGACAUGUAUUGCUUCAGCAGUACCCAGCAUGCUAGUUUACACUAUUACAUCGUAUAACAUCUAGCAGUAUGACGCAGGUUUACGUGGACUACAGGCCACUACUUUGAAUCCCGGCACGGGCGUUAUGUUGUGUCCUUAAACAAGAUACUAAACUCCAUUGUGUUCCAGUCAACUCAUCUGUAAAUAAGUACGCGGGGGUUUAGGUAAUGCAAGAAACCUCGUGUGUGAGCUGCUAGCGCCGAAAUGGCAGCUCCGGCUGUAAACUCCCCAGUGAGUUAAGAAAGGCGUUAGUUGGUUGAUAAAUGCCCAAUACCCACCGAUAAUACAUGUGAACCGUUAUGCUCAUGUAAUACAACGUUAUAUAAAACUCCUAAUUGAAAUUACUAAUUAUUGACUGUGAUUUUACCUUGAAACCCUUUGAUGAUAAUUUCUAUACAAAAAAAAAAAAAAAAAAUAAGUGCAUUAAUUUCUUUCAUUGAUGGACGUCAGUGGUUCUUUAAAUGUUUUGGGCAUCAUGGGACCUCUAAUGUUCACUUACUAUUUCUGUUCCUAUUUAAGAAUUAAGAAUGAAUUUGUCAAUGUUUUAUGUUACUUUGGCUAUAUUAUUGGUAAUACUGAAGUGUCAUAAUUUUCCCUACUUCACUAUUUCUCAAAGAGAAACAUAUUUCCGUUUUCUGAACGUAUGAAAUAGUUUCACACGUUUGUCAAAUGUAUACAAAAAAUCUUAGAAAGUCGAGACAAUAUUAUAAAUCCUUGUCUAUCCGUCCGUUCUACUCAUAUUUUAUACAGCUCCUGUAUGAUUUAUAAUAAAAGGCAACACUUGUUA
Messenger RNA from Pecten maximus, 3438 nucleotides. RefSeq lists its product as uncharacterized. Lineage: Eukaryota; Metazoa; Mollusca; Bivalvia; Pectinida; Pectinidae. The transcript is spliced from 9 exons. The record is from RefSeq and is a predicted model, not a curated record. Bases 25 to 1524 code for a protein of 499 amino acids.